Molecule: messenger RNA, 1048 nt
Organism: Pelagomonas calceolata
Lineage: Eukaryota; Pelagophyceae; Pelagomonadales; Pelagomonadaceae
Source: the annotation of a GenBank genome assembly
AGGAGCACUUCUUGCUGCCCAGGCCAGUGCCGACCAUCUUAUUAACGCGAUAACGUACGCAGAACACCGCAGAGCAGCCGCCUACCGCUCUUGAGACAGGUGCCGUCGAACACGCCAGUCGUCGCGACAGCAGCACUGCCAAUGGCUGCCACCCAGCCGGGCGCCGGCUGGACCGAAAGCGCUCCCUUGCAGGACGCGGGGAGCCCGCGCACCCACGCGCAAGCGCGAGCGCGGGACGGCACGCUGAAUACCUCAUCAAACAUUGUUCUGUUAUACCGCAUGCACGAGCUGCGAGGCCUCGCGUUCGUGAACUUCGUCCUAGCAUUACUGACGUUGUUAUACCUGGCGAUGAACUUGGUAUUACUCUUCUUGACAUUAAAAAGCUAUAAAGGCGACGGCGUCAUCCUGCACCACGUCGAGUUCUGGUCCACGUUUUUUUACGCGUGCGUCGAGGCCUUUGCAUUAAUUUAUACACCUAGAGCGAUCUCGUCGAUCUCGGGACGGCCGACGUUGCUGAAGGUCCUACUUUUCUUCGACGUCGUCGCGACGUUCUGCCCCGCGGUCCUCGUCACGCUGAACCUCGAGGAGUUCGAGACCAUCGCCCAUCAAAUCGAAUACCUCAACGAGCUCACGAUGGCCUUUGUGAAUUUAGUACUGUUAGCGUCCUUGCUACGAAAGCCGGACUCGCCGCAGAAGGACGCGUCGACCUAUCAAAUAACGUUAGCGGCCCUAGCCAUCGCGUGCGUCCAGCUCGCGCUCUACGAUUUAUAUGGUAUGAAGCGCAUGGCCCACGUCUUCGAAUUUUCAUUUGGCACCGUCAGUGCGUUCGUGACCUUUGCGUUCUGCCUGGACAACCGAGCUCUGGCCGAGGACGAAGUAUUAUGCAUCAUGUACGGCGACCAUAGGGACUGCCCGAACUGCAACGUGCGCCAUAAAUCCAAGGCGGCGUUGAAGCACCGGGCGCGGUCGCUGUCGGGCGACGGGCGCUCUUAUAAUUCCUUCGGCGACGUUGGUGUUGGUGGCGUCGUGUAGGUCUUCUAAGUCGCUG